UCGAAACGAUCUAGGUCUUCGAACAGUUCGACAAAAGCUGCAAGCACUGUAAACCUUAGCGAGACAACUUUCGGAUUAAGGCCGGCAGAAGUGGAAAAAGGAUUAGUUUCUGAUGUAUCCGGAUAUCCUUUGGGAAACUAGGAAUAGAUCUUGAAUUUCUCUUUGGAAAAUAGAAUUUCCCGGAUCUCCUUUGGAAAACUAGGAUAUUAGUUGGAUUUCCUUUGGGAAGCUAGAAGCAGUAUCCGGAUAGCUUUUGGAAAUCUAGGAACAGUAUCCGGAUAGCCUAUGGAAAACUUGGAACAGUAUCCGGAUCUCCUUUGGGAAACUAGGAACAGCAUCCGGAUUCUGUGUCGACAAUUAACGGCUUAUGAAAGUAUAUAUCUUCUUGUUCUUUCUGAAAAUGGAAAUCAAACUUUCUGUAUUUGUCAAACUGUAAAUGUCAAGUGUUAUAAUUAGAUGUAUCGUUGUAACGAAAACAAGUCAGUGAAAUUAAAGAGACUUUAGACGAAAUUUCAAAUGACCCCUCUAUUGAAGAGUGGCAUUGUCGAUUCAAAACGAUAUCCUUAAACCUUUGCCCGGGCAAAAAUUAUGAAAUCAUCUUUUUUUCUAUCUAAAGAUUUGUUCAUCAGGACCAAAAAAAGGAAAUGACCAGAAUUCAACACUUUUCAUGAUUAUUUCCCAGAUUGUUGCUUAGAUAAAAGAUUUCCACGUUACUGUUGUGAAUCCAACACGGAACUCUUUUGUUGGGGCGUCACUUGAAAUUAGUUGAAAAGUCCCGUAACUUACGAUAAAGAACCAUUGGGUAGGUUCUUUUUUAAUGAAAUUCCAGGGAUCAUCUUAAACAAUUUAAAUAUAGACCAGUAUGAAAAUUUAUUUAUAUUGACCAUUAGAAUUGUAAUGAUAAUGAAUGUCCAAUUGUCAGUCGAAUACUGAGUUGCAAAAUUAUGUUUUUUUUGUUGAUAAUUUUGCAAUUUGUUCUUAAGGUCCCAAGUUGUGUUGUUAAAGCUUUCAACGAUUGUUUGUGUUUUCCAUUUUUACACUUUUUGUUAAUUCGAUCAUGUAUGCCCCCUACUGGGCUGCAAUGACGCGUUGUGUUCUGUAUUCGAAGUUGCUGAUGUGCAAUAUCUUUUAGUCAUGUUUGAUCUCAAUCUAUUUAUUAUAUUUUUUAUACAAACUUAUGUCUAAUUGUUUUAUUGUACCAAAAUUCCCUUGAAUUCUGCUAAUUAUGAAAAUUUAAUGUUUAAGAUGUUUAUUGUAUGUUUUAGAGAACUUUUUAGUGAAUGUUUAUGAAAUGUUACUGUUAUGUAAAGCUAUGUGUAAACUGUAAAUAGUGAACACCUAAAUAUGUCACCCCCCACCCCUUCCCUUGAUUAAAGAGGUUACUUAAUCUACGGUCCCGUUAAGUAGCUUGAUAAAGAAACCAGUUUAGCGCAUUGUUUUCAUUUCUCCCAGAGCAGUACACACUACACAGUACACAAUGCGUUUAAUUUCGUUGCUUAAAAUCUAUUUUUAUCCUUGAUGUUAUAUUAUCUAGUCCAUUUGUCUAAAAAAUGUCUUUAUAUCUUUAUGUAAUAGUUGUUUUCGUGUCCACUGAUGGUGUAUAGUAUUUGUACACUACUAAAACUUAAAAGUAUUUGUUUUCAGAAGAAUGGAUCCCCCGGAGUUACCCGGGGGAUCACCUGGUCCACCUGGAGCCCCCGGAAAUGGACCUGGAGCCCCCCGACAUGGACCUGGUCCACCCGACCUCUGUGGUCCAGCGGGACUUCCUAUGUUUGGUCCUCCUUUCUCUUCACAUUUUCUUAGUGGGCUCCAGACGUUAGCAGGGCAAGGGAUGGUGGAGAAGUUUCAAAGCCUUCAAACCCUACCCAACCUUCAGAACUUACAGAACCUGCAGAAUUUACCCAACCUCCAUAACUUACAGAACCUGCAGAACCUACCCAUCCUUCAGAACCUGCAGAACCUGGAGGACGAGGAAGAGGAGGAUGAGGAACCUCAUGAGGAUCAGAUUCCUGUGGAAAUAGAGAAAGUAUACACAGAUAAUUUGAAGAGUAUGUGUGAGUACACGUGUCAAAUCUGUGGGAAAAUUAUGAACGCCUACUACCUUAGGAAACAUGUGAGGGAUCAUAACAUGAGUAUGACAACGUACAAGGAAUUGUACGGCAAAGUUCAAUUCACAAAACUUUCCUUCCAUAGAUGUCGUAUUUGUCAGAAUGUAAUAAAAGCUAACUAUAUUACGAUCAUGAAACAUUUAAAAUGUGUUCAUAACGUCUCCUUCAAGGAUUACAAGAACAAGUUCAAUAUAUUCAUUGGCAAGGAAUCCAAGCAGAUGUUUAAAGAAUCAGAGUUGGAGCUUGAAUCUGAGAUAGAUAGAAACUUCUCAGAUAAGGCUCAGGAGAUGUGUAAAGUUUCAUGUAAAAUUUGUAAUUCAGAAUAUCCGACUCAUCAGUUCAGAUUCCACGUUAAAAGUAAACACAAGCUGAACUUUAAUGAGUAUAGAGAAAAGAAUGGAGCAUUAGAAAUACAGAACAGAGUCUAUCAUAGAUGCAAGGUUUGCUUCAAAGUCCUGUUGUUCCAAUAUGAAAAGCUGGCAAGUCACGUGACAGAUUCUCAUGGGAUCAAGAUGUCUGCCUACGUCAGACUGUAUCUGGAGAAGCAGGACAAGGUCCCUAAAGCCCUUAAGUCCCCGAAGAAGAAGGAGGCCAAGGUCCAAGGAAGGCCUCGAGGUCGACCUAAGACAAAAGAGCUUCCCCCCGAGGAUCUUACUAAGGUUGAUCGGCCCAGGACUCGGCGCUGUGUGAAGGAGGAGGAGGGGAUCGAGGAGAAGAGGUUUAUCAUCAAGCGGGAGUUGGAGGAGAUCCUCAUGGACCAGGAGAUCGGGGUAAUUGAGGACAGCGAGGAGGAAACCAGGCGAAGUCGACGGAAAAAACCUCGAAAAAAAUACACAAAGAUGCGUCGACGACUUAAAUCUGAAUUGGACGAUUUUUCUAUCAGAGACAUUAAGGAAGAGUUAUUUCACGAUGACAUGUCAGAACUUGCUCAUUUACGGGUUGAGUGCUCUCCGUUAAACACUAUCAAAAUGGAGAUAACUCAAAACGAAAAUGAAAAUGAAGAAACUGAGGAAGUAUCUCCAAGGGCUGUGAACAAUCUAGUUAAUAUUAAAAAUCAAGACUACGUCGGUGCAGUAUCUGAGGACGAUGGGAAUGCUGAUGAUCUCAAAGAAAAAAGAAUGAUUGGGGAUGAAGUUGGAAACGGAAAUGAUUCAACUGAAAAUAUAAAUAAGAGUCCUACUGCUGAGAAUAGCGAUGUGAAUACCAACUCCAUUGAUGAGAGUAAGAGCAUAAAACUGACGCCUGUCAAUCAUUACACUGAGUUCACCAAGGAUUCUGGAAACUCUGUUGAAAUGGUGUUCUCCGACAAUCCUGAGGAAAUAUGUCUUUGUAAAUGUUCUUUCUGUUCUAAGAUUAUACCCUACGAUCUACUCAGGAAGCAUGUGACCAGCAAGCAUGGGAAGGUUAAAGAUGAUUAUGGAGAAUAUAAAUAUAUUCGUCUCACAUACCACAGAUGCAAGAAAUGUAAUCUUGAAAUCCUGUUUUCCUACAACAACAUUAAACUACAUCUUAACAGGUUUCAUAAAUUAUCAAUCAAUGAAUACCAGACGUCGUUGCAGGGAUUUACAGGGAAAAUGUUGACACUCAGAACUCUUAAGGCUCUGUAUAACGAGGAGGACGGAGUGAAACCAGAGAAAAGUCAAGGAUUGAAGCGAGCAUUGAUAAACCAGAUGCGUGGAGUUAAACCCCAGAGUUUCGAUCAACUUGAUCGUUCUCAAGAUCCCGGGUUGAUGAGUCCUGAUCGCGAAAGAUCUCCGGAGAAAGAUAGGAGAUGGUUUGAUGGGAACACGUUUUCCUGCCUGGAUUCCUCGUGUAAGUUCUCGUCCUACUGCCUGGACAACUUUGAGAAACAUGUUCAAAGCGAGCACAGGGUCUCCUUAGAGGCAUUUAAGGGAGAGUACAGGAGUACAGAGGUAACGAUGCAGUGUGAGUACUGUGGAGAAUCCGUGUACCAUGAGUACAGGAGUUUGCUGCAUCAUCUGAAUUCACAUUAUCUAACUCUGGACCAGUAUCAAACGCAUUACAUCAGAAUAAAGAUUGACGAGACGUCCAGUCAGAGUAAGUACCCUGAGAAGGAUGAGUUUAAUCUGAGACCAACGCAAAACGCAUCUCCUGCUCCGAUUCUAGAUAAGAAUCCUUCCUCUACUCCGACCCGUAUCCAGAGCACCCCAACCCCAGACAGUCAGAAUAGUACCAAUAACUCCUACACUGAGACAAGUACAUUGCUUGAUCAUCUUAAGAGAUCAGAUUUGUUCUCUAGAACCUUCUCCGAUACUAGGACAGAAUCUCAACAUUUCUCAGAAAGUUACAGAUCAUCAGACCCUUCCUUUCCGUCUAGCGAUCCUUAUAGAUCGUUUAACGAGUCCAGGGUAUGUGAGUCUAAUGAUGAAGAUGUCUACAGAGGAUUGAACUAUGAUCAGAUCUAUCCUAGAUCUGCGAGCUCUACAGCAGAACCUAGUCAAGGGGUUUACCAGGACCUGGAGCAGAGAAGAAACCAAUUCUCUCCGAACCCUGGGUUUGCUAACUCCGGUCUUCCGAUUGAUUACAGUCAACAUGUAAGUCAGAGAGAAACAUAUCCUGCUAGUUCUGAACCAGUGUCAUAUAUCUCUAAAAAUGGGGAUUAUUUAUCUAAAAACAAUGACGCAUAUCCGGACAAAGAAAUCGACUAUUCAAUAAAGGAUAACGCAUUUACGCAUAAGGACGAGCGAUACAACAUGAAAGACGAAGAUUACACUGGUAAAAAUGGUCUAGACUUCUAUAAAGAUGACGCAAGGACGCAGAUGAAGACGCAUGAAACCUAUUUUCGUUAUGUUACAUCCCAGCUCCAGGAGUACUAUAAUCGGAGACAAACCGGCGAAGAGGAGUUCAAUCGGCGGCAACAUUACGACCUGGAUUUUAACCAACAUCAACCCAGAGACCAGGAGUAUAGUCGCGACCUAAGUCGGUCAGCCGACGUGUUUCUCCCGGAGUUUGGGAGGGAAGUUGAUUACUCCGGGUCCCGCGGGGAAACUGUAGAGUUUGUCUACAGACGAAACCCAAGCUAAACUAGUAAAUUUAAAUUGUUUAUCCUUGUUAAAUCAUUCAGAUUAUUUAUUUAUUUGAUUACCGUUUUCGGGUUCUCUUGAAAUUUGGAAUAAUUGUUUUUUUUAUUGAAAUUUUACAAUUUUUGGGUGAUACAUUUGUGCUGCCAGUCUGACAAUUGUCGGAGAAAAUUUGCAUUUUUAACUUUUCAUUGUUUUAGCCUAUUGUGAUUUAAGUUUUUCAAGUUUUUUUUGUUUAUUAUAU
Eurytemora carolleeae is the source of this 5393-nucleotide messenger RNA. RefSeq lists its product as uncharacterized. The coding region runs from base 1649 to 5152 and encodes 1167 amino acids. The record is from RefSeq and is a predicted model, not a curated record. Lineage: Eukaryota; Metazoa; Arthropoda; Copepoda; Calanoida; Temoridae. The transcript has 20 exons.